Messenger RNA from Paramecium octaurelia, 3302 nucleotides. NCBI's taxonomy places the organism in Eukaryota, Ciliophora, Oligohymenophorea, Peniculida, Parameciidae. The record is from the annotation of a GenBank genome assembly.
AUUAGAAUGAGUGGGACAGAUGAAGGGUAUGUAUGAAAUUGAUUUUUGAGUAGAAGCCAAGAUGAUUCGGAUGAUCAAUAAUAUGUCAAUUCCUCGGCAAAUAUGAGUUUGUCAGACAGACUCAAAUAAUAGGCACUGGAUGUUCAGAGGAUGUUAAAGCAACUGGAAAGGGAGUUCGAAGAGGAGGAUUGCCAAACUUAUUAUAUUUUGAGCAAGAAGUAUUUAAAUACAUUCGAUAACUUAGUUGGCUCGACAAAUGGAAGCAGUAUGUGUCUUACGAGAAUGUGGUGAAUAAUUAAAGUGUUCCCAACACUUCUGGAAAGGUGAUGCCUCAAAAUUUCAAUUACGAUCUUAUUGAGCCAUAUGUCAAUGAAUGCUUCAAGUAUUACCCUCUCAGCACAAACCCUUGGAAUUUAUGGUUGAAAUCCAAUCUCGACGAAGGCACACACUAUAUAGUCAUUUCGCAACAACUUUCGUCCUAUUUCAAUCAAUAUUACCGAGGCACGAACAUCCUCAGAAAUGCCACAGGUAGAGGCAAAGACAAGAAGGUCAUUGUUAAUUUGUUGAAGGUAUGAAGCAUCCUCUUACUAGAAUAGUUUAACGCAAUCCUCAUGAUUCCCAACACAGUCAAUCAAAUUGCUUAAGACAACCUCACUCAAUUGGAAAAAGAGUAUAUGUAAGUGGAUGAGAAUGCCAAUCUCCAAGACUUUUACACCACCGUUCUCAGAACAGUACCCACUUUCAGAGGAAACUAUAACAGUCAAAAUGGAGUUCGCAUAUGGAGAUACACCAAUGAUACCGAUCCUCACAAGGCACUCUUUGCUGAAAUCAAAAAACAAGUUGAAGACCUGGAUUUUAAUGAUGACUAGGUCUUCAACUUUUCAGGGUCUCCAGUUUCAAUUUCAUCAGAACUCACUUUUAAAUCAUUGAAUUUGACUGAUAAAGAUAUUAUCAUUAUUGAAGUAUCCAAAUACUCCUAUGUAGUUCCAACAAGUGAAUAGGCCCUGGUGCAUCAGACACCCUUCUGUCCCAGUCGAAGGGAAGUGUGAGGGGUGUUCUAACAUCACCGUAUUAACAGUUCUCUGUGUCUGCAAAAAGGUGUCCUAUUGCACGGAACAAUGCAGAAUCAACGAUGAGCGAUUCCAUCUCCCCAAAUGUGAUCGUCUUGGUUCAGAUGAUGAAUAAGUCAAAUCCAUACACUAGACUGCAACUUCGGUCAAUGGAGUAGCUGGGUUGUCCAACUUAGGUAACACUUGUUUCAUGAACAGCGGGACUCAAUGUCUAUCAAACACUUAUUAGCUAACAUAAUACUUUUUAUCGAACAAGUAUUUUGAAGAAAUUAAUGAGGAUAACCCAUUGGGAACUAAAGGCUAAUUAGUUAGAAAAUUCGGAUCACUACUCAAAAAGUUGUGGUGUGGUGAUAAAAACAUAGUAAUACCAACAAGCUUUAAAAAAGCAGUUGGUUAAUUCCAACCUAUGUUUAAAGGAUAUUAAUAACAUGAUUCUUCAGAAUUGAUUACAUUCUUAUUGGAUGGAUUACAUGAGGAUUUAAAUAGAGUGAAAAAGAAACCAUAUGUGGAAUCUAAAGAUCACCAAGGUCGACCUGAUGUUGAAGUUGCCAAGGAAGGCUGGGAAAACCAUUUGGCCAGAAAUUAAUCAAUAAUAGUAGAUUUAAUGCAUGGCCAGUACAAAUCAACUUUGAGGUGUCCAAAUUGUUAAUAGAUUUCAAUUACUUUUGAUCCUUUCUUAACUGUUGGAUUAGGUAUACCAAAUAGGAAAUAAAAGUCCAUCUAAAUUAAAGUGAUUAAGUCUGUAGUCUCUUUUGAUAUUAAGUAUAUCCAUUUUGAUGGUUCCAAAAAGAAUCUAUCUCUUAAAGACUUCAUAAAUGAAUAUGUAAUAAACGAAUUUAAAAUUGAUCCAGACAGUGAAUUAGUAUGCUAUUCAUCUGUGAUGAAUGAUUUAUCCGAUCCGAUCAAUCCUGGGUAGGAUAUUAACGCAGUGAGGAAGAAUUCCAAGAGAGGAUACUUGGUGGUGAAGGUGGUGAGUCAGGAUGAAAGGAGGAUAGAAAACGAUGAACGAAUCUAUCUGAAUUAUGUUCAAAAAGCCUAUGAUUCAUAUGGACACAAUUUCAAGAAAAUAAUACAGCCUUCGACUUACUUAAUUAUAAAGAGAGAGUACAGUUUAGCUAAGAUUCACUUGAAGAUAUUCCAGUCUCUGUUACCUAUAUUUUGCGAUAUAGUAAAGGAAGCUGAAUUGGAUACAGAAGACAAGUUGAGGGAGUAUUAUGAAUAGCAUAUUCAUGGAAAAGUACAUGACUUCUAUUUAUAUUCUUAGUAUUAUACGGUGAACAAUAAGCAGAGCAUUAUGUUAAUGCAGAAGAAGUGCAUCUUCUGCAAUGCUAAAAAUUGCCAGGAAUGUGAAGUGAGUUAUUAUACAGAGGACACUUUCGAGAAGGUCUAGCAGAAACAAAUGGUAAAUCCGAAUGAUUAGAUGUAAAAGAUAGAAUUGGUAGUGUUUUGGAAUAAGAGUCCAUUCCAAAACAUUAAUGCUGGAGACAUCUAUCAAUAUUACUAAAAUCAGCAGUACAGGAAAUAGAUUGAAGGUAUUUAAUAAUAUCAAAUAUAGAGGAGAAUAACAAUGCAGAUUAGGAGAACAAUGGAAAAGGAAAAAUGAUGGGAAAGAACAAUUCAUCUUCCUAUGUCAUGAAUCCACCACCCAAAGUCACACUUCAGGAAUGCUUGAGAUUUUCUGAAUAGCCAGAGCAAUUGGCUGAGGAUAAUGCUUGGUAUUGUAAGGUGUGCAAGGAACAUGUGCAAGCCUAUAAAAGUAUGCAAAUCUAUAAGGUAUCCAAUUUCGAAUAGAGAGUAGGCUUCGGACAUUUUGAUUUUUACUUUAAAGAGAUUCAAGGCGUCACAUGGAUUUUUCAAGUAGAAAUUGGAGACAUUUGUUGAAUUCCCAGUCAGAGGUUUGGAUCUGACAGAUUUCAUAAUAAAUUAGAAUAAACCUCAUGAGAAUUUUCAGAUUGAGGAGGAGUAGAAGAAGUUGAUUUAUGAUUUGUAUGCUGUGUCCAACCAUUUUGGUGGCAUGGGUGGUGGACAUUAUACUGCUUAUGCAAAGAAUCAUGUAAGAUUUGGGGUGAUUUAUUAAUGUAGUUCAACGGUCUAUGGUAUAAUUUCGAUGAUUCCCAAGUGACUGAGUUGGAGGAGGAUCAGGUUGUAUCAAAAAGUGCCUAUGUUUUGUUUUAUAAGCGUAGAAGUGAAUAAGAGUAGACUUAAACAUUAAAUACGUAGGAGUUAAAUUGA